CUAGUAGAACACUUGUUAUUAAUUGAAAACAGUGAGACUUCGUAAAAUGGCAAAGUUAUACGUGUUUUAAUUGCCAAACGCGUUACAUAUCUAAUGUGAUUCUUGCCAAAGAACACACUUUUGUAAAAUCUCGCGAUAUCAUAGAAAAGCAACUUCUACACUCUUAGCAAGCUGUCACUGAAAAAAGAUACCAAGGCCUGAAGAUCUAAGAAUUGGGUGAAAAUGAGACUGAAGACCUCGCUCCUAAAGGAGCCUAAACAUAAGGAGCUGGUGAGUAGUGUGGGCUGGACCACUGCCGAUGAGCUGUACUCCUGCAGCGAAGACCACCAGAUCUUCAGGUGGAACCUGCUGACCAAUGAGACGGUGCUGGUGGUGAGGCUGCCUGAGGAGAUGUUCCCCGUGGACCUGCACUGGUUCCCCAAAGCCGCGGGCCGGAAGCAGGGCCAGGCCGACGUCUUCGUGCUCACCAGCACUGACGGGAGGUUCCACCUGGUGUCUAAGACCGGCCGCAUGGAGAAGAGUGUGGAGGCCCACCGCGGGGCUGUCAUGGCCGGCCGCUGGAACUACGAUGGGACUGCUCUCAUCACAGCUGGAGAGGACGGACAGAUCAAGAUUUGGUCUAAGAGCGGAAUGUUGAGAUCCACUCUGGCACAACAAGGCUCCCCGGUGUACUCAGUGGCGUGGGGGCCAGACUCUGACAGGAUCCUGUACACCUCAGGAAAACAACUCAUCAUCAAACCACUGCAGCCCAGCGCCAAGGUCCUCCAGUGGAAGGCGCAUGACGGCGUGAUUCUGAAGGUGGACUGGAGCUCGGUGAAUGACCUCAUCCUGUCCGGGGCCGAGGACUGCAAGUACAAGGUGUGGGACAGCUAUGGCCGCCUCCUCUACUCGUCGUCCUCUCAGGACUACCCCGUGACGUGCGUGGCCUGGGCGCCGGACGGAGAGCUGUUUGCUGUGGGCUCCUUCAACACCCUGCGGCUCUGUGACAAGACCGGGUGGUCGUACGCUCUGGAGAAGCCCGCCACGGGCAGCGUGUUCAGCGUGGCCUGGUCGGCCGACGACCAGCUGGCCGGGGCCUGUGGGAACGGACACGUCAUCUUCGCCCAUGUGGUCGAGCAGCGCUGGGAGUGGAAGAACUUUGAGAUCACGCUGACCAAGAGGAGGACCAUGCAGGUGCGGAAUGUGUUGAACGAUGCCGUGGAUGUGCUGGAGUUCCGGGAUCGGGUCAUUAAGGCAUCCCUGUCACAUGGUCACCUGGUGGUCACCACCUCCCUGCAGUGCUACGUGUACAGCACACAGAACUGGAACACCCCGCUCAUCUUCGACCUGAAGGAGGGGUCCGUGAGUCUGAUCCUGCAAGCCGAGAGGCACUUCCUGCUGGUGGACGGCGGGGGCGUGUACGUGUUCUCGUACGAGGGCCGGCUCGUCUCCACCCCGAAGUUUCCCGGGAUGCGCACGGACCUCCUGAACACGCAGACCGUGUCGCUUAGCAACGACACCAUCGCCAUCCGCGACAAGGCCGACGAGAAGGUCAUCUUCCUGUUUGAAGCUCUCACAGGAAAAGCCCUGGGAGACGGCAAGCCCUUAACCCACAAGAUGGAGGUGGUGGAGAUCGCCCUGGACCAGUGCGGUACUGUGAACGAGCGGAAGAUCGCGCUCAUUGACAGGAACCGCGACCUCUACCUGACCUCUGUUCGCCGGUUUGGCCGUGAGGAGAAGGCCAAUAAGAUCGGAACCAUGGUCCACACGAUGGCGUGGAACGACACGGCCAACAUCCUGUGUGGGGUCCAGGACGUGCAGUUCACCGUGUGGUACUACCCCAACGUCGUGUGUGUGGACAGAGAGCUGCUGCCCAAAACGCUCUUCCUGAAGGACGCCAGUGAGUUCAGCCGGGCGCCCCAGAUCCUGAGCUGUGUGGGGACGCGUGUGACGGUUCGGCGAGCGGACGGGUCGCUGGUGCACACCGCCGUGUCGCCCUGCCCCGCCCUCCUGCACGACUACGCAGGCUCCGCCCGCUGGGACGACGCCCUGAGACUCUGCCGCUUCGCUAAGGACCAGACACUGUGGGCGUGUCUCGCUGCCAUGGCGAUGGCCAAUAGGGAGCUGACCACGGCGGAGGUGGCCUACGCAGCCAUCGGAGAGGUGGAUAAGGUGCAGUACAUUAACUCCAUAAAGGAUCUCCCCUCGAGGGAGUCCUCUCUGGCUCACAUGCUGCUCUUCAGUGGGCAUGUGCAGGAGGCAGAGGCAGCUCUGCUGCAGGCAGGGCUCAUAUUCCAGGCCAUACAGGUGCACAUCAACCUGUACAACUGGGACAGGGCUCUGGAGCUGGCGGUGAAGCAUAAGACUCAUGUGGACACGGUGCUGGCGUACAGACGCAGGUUCCUGCAGGACUUCAGCAAGGAGGAGACCAACAAGCGUUUCCUGCAGUACUCUGAAGGGGUGGAGGUUGACUGGGAGAAGAUUCAGGCCAAGAUGGAGAUGGAGAUCGCCAAGGAGCGCGAGCGGUCUGCCACAGCGCCUGUGCGCAGCAGCGUGGUGUCACGCCGGUGAAACCCUUCCCACAAUGCACCGGGAGGCGCCACGCUCACCUGUACAUACCUGUAUAUACCUGUCUCCCUGGAGAAUCCUGUUCACCUGUACUUACCUGUGUCUCUGGAGAAUCCUGUUCACCUGUACUUACCUGUGUCUCUGGAGAAUCCUGUUCACCUGUACGCACCUGUGUCUCUGGAGAAUCCUGUUCACCUGUACGUACCUGUGUCUCUGGAGAAUCCUGUUCACCUGUACGUACCUGUGUCUCUGGAUAAUCCUGUUCACCUGUAUGUACCUGUGUCUCUGGAUAAUCCUGUUCACUUGUACUUACCUGGAGACGCCAUGUUCACCUGUACAUACCUGUACGUACCUAUAUGUACCUGUUUGCACCUGAGAGAGGUGGAGCUCCGUCUGCCAGCCUCCUGUCUCCAGCCCCGCUCACUCUGGCUCUGGGCUCCACCCCUAGCCCUGGUCUCUGUGCAGGUAACCCAGGUAGCAGGUCUCUGUGCAGGUAACCCAGGUAGCAGGUCUCUGUGCAGGUAACCCAGGUAGCAGCUGUUCUGAAGUCUGUUUGGCGCUGUGUGGGUUUCACACCUGGGACAGGCGCUUUGACCCUGUACUCACGUGACAUUUUACUAUCGCCCACUUUCACUCACCAAUAUUCACAACAAAAUUAUUUCACAUGAUUUUGGUUAAGGACAUAUUCUCAGGGAUCUGCGAAAGAAGAUUUUACAGGCAUCUAAAUAUUUCUCGCACACACACAAACACACACAUACACUCUCACACACACAUUUUAAACAUUUCUGAGCAAUAUUUAUGCAGCCAGGUCUGUAGAAUUGUAUUAAUGUUUCUGAACCAGCUGCACUAUGCUCUGCUCUGUUUAUAUACAUUCCUCUUAAGAGUGUAAUUUCAAGGCAAUAUAAUGUGUGUAAACUUUA
Molecule: messenger RNA, 3467 nt
Organism: Conger conger (European conger)
Lineage: Eukaryota; Metazoa; Chordata; Actinopteri; Anguilliformes; Congridae
Gene: ift80
Product: intraflagellar transport 80 homolog (Chlamydomonas)
Biological process (GO): cilium assembly
Cellular component (GO): cilium; centrosome; intraciliary transport particle B
Molecular function (GO): protein binding
Source: RefSeq, a predicted model, not a curated record